Molecule: messenger RNA, 1761 nt
Organism: Scedosporium apiospermum
Lineage: Eukaryota; Fungi; Ascomycota; Sordariomycetes; Microascales; Microascaceae
Exons: 2
Coding region: 1-1761 (586 amino acids)
Source: RefSeq, a predicted model, not a curated record
AUGUCGAGACUCCAGGAAUCCAUCACCAUCAUCAACAACUCGGGCAAGAUUAUCAGCACCGGGAAACAACUAUUUGGCAUUUUCAAAGAAGCCAAAGCAUGCUAUCACGAAAAGAAGGCCGCCAUUCAUCAAGAGCGCUCGCUCCAACGCAGCCAGACAUUUGAUGUCAGCCAACAAGCGUCUUUUCACUACCAGGAGGCUCAGUACUAUGAGCAGUACGACUAUGGGGAGAACCCUUACUACGCCGGCGACGAUGGCCGCUCCUACGUCUCUCAUCGGAGCCAUCGCUCCCACCGCUCCAGCGCCUCCUCGCGCCGCUACGGUCCCUCCGCCUCACGCGGCAGGCCAGCCCUGACCGAAGCUAACCUCCGCACCCACUCGGAAGUCUCAGCCACUCCGCCCUCGGCGCCUCCGCAAAAUUACCGAUCCCCUUACGCCGAGACCGCUCCGCGAGACAUGACCGUUUCGAGACCGACUCUCGUGCGCCCGCCGACCGAGUACUACCCCCCCGCGCCAGCCUACGCAGAACCACCCGUUCCCCCGCCAAACUAUGCAGCUCCCGGCAUUCCGCGCUCCGUCUCGGAUCCGGCCCUCCUCGGGAAGAAGAAGAAGAAGAAGUCCAUCGACAUGAACCUAGCCUACGGAGACAUCCCUCCCGACUUGGAAAGCCGUACCGAUCUCGACCCUGAAAACCCGGAUACCCAACACGCCAAAACCCUAAUCGGCAGGGUCGAGAAUCUGCUCGACGAAGCCCAGUGCGUGCAGCACUCGGCAUCGGGCAUCAUCACCCACCUCCAGCGGAACCCCGAUGCCGCCGCCGCCGUGGCCCUCACGCUCGCCGAGCUAUCAACGCUGCUCACGAAGAUGAGCCCCGGAUUCCUCUCCAUUGUCCAGGGUGGCUCACCCGCCGUUUUCGCCCUCCUCGCGAGCCCGCAGUUCCUCAUCGCCGCGGGCGCCGCCGUCGGAGUCACCGUGGUCAUGUUCGGCGGAUGGAAGAUUAUCAAGCGCAUGAAGGAGACCAAGGAGAACGAGGCCAUGCAGAGAGAGGCACUCGCUUUCCAGGCUGCGCAGGUUCCCAUGCAUCCGCCGCCGCCGCCGCCCAUGAUGGAGCAGCAGCAGCAGGUCAUCUACGACGAUAUGCCGGGACCGGAGUAUUACCCGCAGGAAAUGCAACUUCACCCCAUUGCUGGCGAUGGCAUCGACGAGGCCCUCGUCAUCGAGCAGGAACUUAGCGGUAUCGAAUCGUGGAGGAGAGGAAUCGUGCCUUUCGGAGAAGACGAGAGCGCCGACCUCGAGCUCAUCAGCCCCGAGGCCCAACGCGCCAUUAAGAGGAGUCACAAGGACCGCCGGCGUCGCCACUCGGACGGCGAGUACGACGACGGCGACGACGUCUCGCGCAGCGGGCGCAGCGACAGGUCGCAUCGGAGCCACAGGUCCCACCGAUCGAGUCGGACGCACACUACUACGCACCGUAGCUCUCGGGACGUCGACAUCCCCGAUCGCAAGAGCAGCAGGAACGGCACGACCGUUGUCGGCGGCGACGACGGGUACAGCGAGGCCGGGAGUGAGAGGAGUAGGAGGAGCACGCGGUCGAGGAGGACGAUGAAGACGAUUGAGGCGAAGAAGGACGAUGAUGAGAAUAGUUUGGAUUUGGUGCUGAGGCCGAAGGAGAAGAAGGGGACGAAUAUGCUGAAGCAGCUGUUUAAGAAGAAGAAGGAUAAGGAGGAGAGUAGUCGGAGGGCGGUGAGCGUUAUGGUUUGA